Messenger RNA from Cebus imitator (Panamanian white-faced capuchin), 1098 nucleotides. Its product is annotated as keratin-associated protein 10-12-like. Lineage: Eukaryota; Metazoa; Chordata; Mammalia; Primates; Cebidae. The record is from RefSeq and is a predicted model, not a curated record. The transcript is spliced from 2 exons. Gene Ontology annotation, cellular component: keratin filament. The coding region runs from base 9 to 788 and encodes 259 amino acids.
GCCCCAGCAUGGCCGCGUCCACCAUGUCCGUCUGCUCCAUCAACCUGAGCUACGGCAGCCACAUCUGCCUGCCCGGCUCCUGUGACUCUUGCUCCGACUCCUGGCAGAUGGACGACUGCCCAGAGAGCUGCUGCGAGCCCCCCUGCUGCGCCCCCAGCUGCUGCGCCCCGGCCCCCUGCCUGACCCUGGUCUGCACCCCAGUGAGCUGUGUGUCCAGCCCCUGCUGCCAGGCGGCCUGUGAGCCCAGCCCCUGCCAAUCAGGCUGCACCAGCUCCUGCACGCCCUCGUGCUGCCAGCAGUCUAGCUGCCAGCUGGCUUGCUGCACCUCCCCCUGCCAGCAGACCCGCUGUGUGCCCGUCUGCUGUAAGCCUGUCUGCUGCAAGCCUAUCUGCUGUGUGCCCACCUGCUCUGAGGGCUCCUCUUCAUGUUGUCAGCCGUCUAGCUGCCAGCCGGCUUGCUGCACCUCCUCCCCCUGCCAGCAGGCCUGCUGUGUGACCGUCUGCUGCAAGCCUUCCUGCUGUGUGCCCGUCUGCUGUGUGCCCAUCUCCUCUGGGGCUUCCUCUUUGUGCUGCCAGCAGUCUAGCUGCCAGCCGGCUUGCUGCACCACCUCCUGCUGCAGACCCUCCUCCUCCGUGUCCCUCCUCUGCCGCCCCGUGUGCAGGCCUGCCUGCUGCAUGCCUGUCCCCUCCUGCUGUGUCCCCUCCUCCUCCUGCCAGCCCAGCUGCUGCCGCCCAGCCUCCUGCGUGUCCCUCCUCUGUCACCCCGUGUGCUCCCGCCCAGCCUGCUGAGGCCUUUCCCCAGCCCAGAAGUCCAGCUGCUGCCAGCCACGUCCCCAGGCUCACUGGGCACUGAGUCCCUCACCUCUCCCACUACUGGCCCCUCGGCUGCCCUGGUAUCCGUCUCUCCCUUGAAGAUGUGUGCACAGCCUCUCCUCCCCUAAGCCCUGGGGGCUCCUGCUAAGCUGCAGGGGGCCCGGCCUCCACCCACUGCCCCCUGCUCCUCCUGGACUGGGUCCCACAUUCCAGGCCCUGUGGUCUCACCUCCCUGGAAGCUGCUGCGCCUCUGUGGCCAUGUGAGGACCCUGCUUGGAGACCCUAA